CUAAUCCGAUAGGAGAGAGGUCGGCUUUAUAUGAGGAGAAAGAGAUAGAAAACCUCGAAUCGAGUCAUACAUCUGCGACCUACAUCCUCAACCAUGAAGAGAAAAAGGAGCAGCACCUGUUAGAUCCACGUGAGUGCCGCCUGUGGGUCUCGCUAGAAGAGCGGAUGGAGUGGCUCGUUCUCAAGAGACUUCGAAAGCAGUGGAAACAGAG
Molecule: messenger RNA, 211 nt
Organism: Amoebophrya sp. A25
Lineage: Eukaryota; Dinophyceae; Syndiniales; Amoebophryaceae
Source: the annotation of a GenBank genome assembly